AUGGGAUCCAACCCCCCCGCAGGGGAUCCACCUCCCCCCGGGGGAUGCAGCCCCUGGCAAUGGGAUCCAGCCCCGGGCUGGGGAUCCCCCCCAACCCCGCAGCCCCCGCCCGGCCCGCAGCGUCCCCCCCGCUCUCCACCCGGGGGAUCCCCUCGCACCGGGAUCCGCCCCCUGUCCCCAUCCCGCGUCCCCCGCGCCCGUUCCCCGCGGUCCCGGUACGCACCGAGGGCGCCGAUCACAAGCAGCAGGGCCAGGGCGCGGGGGGCGCGGGGGCCAUGGCGGCAUGGAGGGACCCCGGCUGGGCCAGGGGCCGGCACCGGCAGCGGCUCCGCCCGCCCCGCUCCGAGCGAGCCGCGCCGAGCCGAGCGGAGCCGCGCCGAGCCGAGCCGGGGGGCCGGGCCGGGCGGCGGGGGCGGGACCGGGGACGCGGCGGCGGCACCGGGAACGGGCACGGGCACCGCACCCCCCCGGCACCCCGCGGGCAGCGCCGGGGGCCGCGCCCCGGCACCCCCCAGCAUCGGCAUCCUCGGGGGGGACACCGCGGGACCCAUCCUGGCAGCAGCAUCCCCGGGGGGCACCAAUCCUGGCCCCCCCAGCAUCGGCAUCCCCUGGGGCAGCGCCGGGGGGCACAUCCCUGUAGCCCCAGCAUCGGGGGGACCCAUCCUGGCACCCCCCAGCAUCGGCAUCCCAGGAGGGGACGCCGGGAGGCACAUUCUGCCUCUCUCCCACACCGGUAUCCCGGGGGAAGAACCGGGGGGCUCAUCCCAGCUCCCCCCCAUCAGCGGCAUUCCCCGUCGGGGGAUACCGGGGAACGCGCCGACACCCCCCAGCAUCUGGCAUCUCCUGUGA
Molecule: messenger RNA, 849 nt
Organism: Myiozetetes cayanensis
Lineage: Eukaryota; Metazoa; Chordata; Aves; Passeriformes; Tyrannidae
Product: basic proline-rich protein-like
Exons: 1
Coding region: 1-849 (282 amino acids)
Source: RefSeq, a predicted model, not a curated record